This is a messenger RNA of Neoarthrinium moseri, 486 nucleotides long. RefSeq lists its product as uncharacterized. The coding region runs from base 1 to 486 and encodes 161 amino acids. Lineage: Eukaryota; Fungi; Ascomycota; Sordariomycetes; Amphisphaeriales; Apiosporaceae. The record is from RefSeq and is a predicted model, not a curated record. The transcript has 4 exons.
AUGCCUCUCCGCGGGCCCGUCCCCGUCAUCCACAGCACUCGCGACAAGAACAGCGAGAAGGUCCAGGUGGGGCCGACCACCAUCUACAUCAUGGAGGACGGCUCGCACACGGACAAUCGCAUCGGCUGCAUGGUGCUGGAGCUGCCCGCCGGCACCUCGGGCCCGCCCAUGCACUGGCACCGCUUCCACGACGAGUGCUUCUUCGUGACCAAGGGCCGCGUGGCCUUCGUCACGCCCGACGGCGAGGUCGAGGUCGGCACCGGGGAGCUAUUGACAGUGCCGCCCAGAGCCAUCCACACAUUCAAGAACGCGAGCAAGACCGAGGAUGCCGAGUUUUUCAUGACGGCGACACCAGGCUACUACAUGGAUUAUUUCCGCACGAUGAGCAAAGUUACGACCUCGGGGCAGAAACUAAUGCCCGAGCAAACGCAGCAUAUCAUGGAGCUGUUUGGAACAUUCCCACCGGAUGUUGAAUCUGAGCCCUGA